AUGACAAUUAUUGAAUCUAUUUAUUCAUUAUCCCCAGCAUUAUCACCAAAAACUGGACCAACUAACUCAAAUCUUACUCCAAUAAAUGAUCCAUUGUUAUUAUCACCAAAUCCAAGUGGACUACACGGUGGCGCAUCACCAAACCUAAAAGCUUGCCUUAGAAACAAACCCUUACUCAUAAAUUUUGAUCUUAACAUGACUACAAUCUCAUUCAAUUUCAAUGGUCCACAUUGUGGUUGUAAUUAA
Messenger RNA from Dictyostelium discoideum AX4, 246 nucleotides. RefSeq lists its product as hypothetical. The transcript has 2 exons. The record is from RefSeq and is a predicted model, not a curated record. Bases 1 to 246 code for a protein of 81 amino acids. Lineage: Eukaryota; Evosea; Eumycetozoa; Dictyosteliales; Dictyosteliaceae.